AUGUCUACAUUCAGGUAUGCGCAACGCACAGUCCGUGCUUCGGCACCUCUGCUUCGUUUUUCGCCUACCAUCACCAAUCGCGGUAGCCAGCGGUUGUUUCAUGAGUCUAGCAAGGCAAAAGCCGUCGAGGCCAUAGUCACGCAGACGCCUCUGAAUAAUGGCCCGCCUCCUCCCCCCAAUGUGGCCCAGCAGUUACAGCAGCAUCAGCAAUUCCUCGCAGAGCCUUUCCCCCAGCCGGAAGGUUAUACUCAGCUUAACGUCAGGGAGCAGGCAUAUAAUCCAAAGUUUUACGAGACCAUCGGCAAGAUCAUGAAGCUCCGUGAGAAAUACCUCCGUGAUCGCUGCAUCUUCGUCGAGUCUGCUGAUAUGAUCGAUAUUGUGUUGGGCCUCGGCGCCAAGGAGGCCGACCUCCCUAAGAUGGAGAAGGUCUCAGACACCUUGUAUCACGACCCUACUCUGCCCUUCCGCCUCUCUCGCAACAGUCGCUUCUGCCUUGAUUUUGACACUCACUCUAUUCGCCGUCUAGAGUUUCAGCCCUUUGUCCUAACUGUCGAGGAAGAUUUCAAUCGCUACGACUCUGGAGCCAUUCGCCGCUUUGACGAGGUCCAAAACAACCUACAGCUCAACUCAGUCUUCCAAGCGCUGUUCGCGUUCAAGGCUAUGAUUAUCCACGGCAUGCAAAUUGCCCACCGCCCCAAGCUGGAGUAUGGCAUCAACAAGUGGGUGUGUACUCUGUUUAACCUCCGUACUGUCACUACUCCCCACAUUUUGGGAGAGCCUGCGCUGGAGGGUGUGCACUCCGAUGGUGUCGACCACACCAUGACCACUUUUCUGGGGAGCUACAACAUGUCGGACAAUAGUGCUGCCACCUUUAUGCACGACAUGGAUGAGAAGACAGGCAUUCCCUUGGAAGAGAUUGAGCCGAAGCACCUGCUAGCGCGAGUUCAGCACAAGAGACUUCUUGAUACGCUCAUGAUUGUCGACCAUGAGCGUAAACACAGCUUGUCCGCAGUUUACCCUGUGGACAAGACCAAAGAGGCUCACCGCGACAUGCUUGUAUUCUUCACUCGCAAGCCUGUUGAGAGUACUCAUGUGUCUGGGUCCAUCGACUCGCUCAAGCCUCACAAAGAACUUCCCAUGGAGGUUCCUCUUUAUCUCCCUGGUUCCAACUAG
This is a messenger RNA of Trichoderma asperellum CBS 433.97, 1173 nucleotides long. RefSeq lists its product as uncharacterized. Gene Ontology annotation, molecular function: dioxygenase activity. Lineage: Eukaryota; Fungi; Ascomycota; Sordariomycetes; Hypocreales; Hypocreaceae. The record is from RefSeq and is a predicted model, not a curated record.